This is a messenger RNA of Myxocyprinus asiaticus (Chinese sucker), 2064 nucleotides long. RefSeq names its product collagen alpha-1(IX) chain-like. The transcript has 32 exons. The record is from RefSeq and is a predicted model, not a curated record. NCBI's taxonomy places the organism in Eukaryota, Metazoa, Chordata, Actinopteri, Cypriniformes, Catostomidae. The coding region runs from base 1 to 2064 and encodes 687 amino acids.
AUGGCUCGUGCUGCAGGUGUGCAUGGGCUGUUUUUAUUGAUUUUGUUGGAGAUAACCUUCAUCUGCACGGCGCAGAGGGUUGGAGGCGGCUCUCCCGGCCCUCCAGGUGUGCCUGGAAUAGACGGCAUUGCUGGGGAGAGAGGGGAUCCUGGUGAAGAAGGCUCUGCUGGUCCUGAUGGAGAUCCUGGGAAACCCGGUUCUGCUGGACUUCCUGGAUCACCUGGAGCUGAUGGAUUGCCUGGCCCCUUAGGAGAACCGGGCCCCGACGGUCCCCCAAGACAGAAGGGUGAACCUGGAAAACCUGGACCCAGAGGAGAGGCCGGUGUUGGACCUGAUGGACCUUUAGGACCACCAGGACCAGGAGGACUUCUGGGUGAGCUGGGAAAAGUGGGACCCCCUGGAGCCAUGGGUGUGAGAGGGCCACAGGGAGCCUGUGGACCAGCAGGGCCCCGUGGUGCUGCAGGAAUGCUGGGUGGAACUAUGGAACUGUGCCCUAAUGCAUGCCCACCUGGUGCACCUGGCUAUCCUGGCUUGCCUGGCAUGAAGGGUCACAAAGGAGUGAAAGGAGAAGCCGGAGUGCCUGGUAAACAAGGACAUAAGGGUGUGGAGGGAGAUCAGGGGGGCCCUGGAGAUGCUGGAUCUCAAGGUCCAUCUGGUCCACAGGGAAUUCGAGGUGCCACUGGAAUGAUGGGCUCUAAAGGAGAAAUGGGGCCUCGAGGUGUUGAUGGGGACCCGGGACCUCAGGGUGUAGCAGGGGCCAUGUUAAGUUCACUAAAAACUGGGGAUCGUGGCCAGAGGGGCGUGAUGGGAGAAACUGGCCCUAAAGGUGAACAGGGACCUCAAGGGCAGAGAGGUAUCACUGGUCUUCCUGGCCCAAAAGGAGAUAGUGGUUUGCCAGGUGUGUAUGGACGUGAGGGAAUCCCUGGCAUUCCAGGCGCUAAGGGAAGCACUGGAAAGGCUGGAGCCCCAGGGGAGAUUGGCCUUCAAGGACUUCCUGGUUUGCCAGGAAGCCCAGGGGCAAAAGGUGCAUCUGGAGAAAAGGGUAAUGCUGGACAACAAGGCCUCAUUGGCACUAUGGGAUCUACAGGCAGACAGGGUGAGCGAGGAGAACAAGGAGAGCUUGGACCCACUGGGCCUAUUGGACAACCGGGAGACAGAGGAGAGCAGGGGCCACCUGGACCAAUGGGAAAACCAGGAGCUAGAGGUCCUAAAGGAGACUUGGGUUUGCCUGGGCUUCUUGGACCACCAGGCCUGCCAGGUGAAAAAGGAGAGAGGGGUGAAGCAGGUGAACUGGGACCAAAGGGAGAACAGGGAGAUCAAGGCACAGAGGGAACACCAGGAGACAAGGGAGAUGUUGGUGACCCUGGCCAAGCUGGAGCUAAAGGCGAAGUUGGUAACCAGGGGGAGCCGGGUAAGAUAGGCCCUGAAGGUACCCGUGGGCAGCCUGGCAUCGAGGGACCUCCUGGUAGUCCUGGACCACGUGGCAUGCAAGGGGACAGAGGGGCACCGGGACCUCGUGGCACCCAAGGGCCAGCUGGUAAAGAACCAAGCGAUCAAAACAUCAGACAAGUCUGCAUGCGCGUGAUGCAAGAGCAGCUUGCCCAGUUGGCUGCCAGUCUGAGGAGACCAGAGUCUGGUGCGCCCGGACUGCCUGGCAGGCCUGGUCCCCCUGGUCCUCCAGGACCCCCAGGUGACAACGGCUUCCCUGGGCAAGCUGGUGCAAGAGGACUCCCUGGACUCAAAGGGCCUCCAGGACUCCUGGGUCUCAAAGGGCCAAAAGGUGAGAUGGGAGACAGAGGGGAUAGGGGACCUACAGUUCGAGGACCCAAAGGCAUGCCAGGACCUCCUGGCUUACCAGGUGAACCAGGAAAACCGGGAUACGGUUAUGAUGGACGUGAUGGGGAGCGGGGUCCACCUGGUGUCCCGGGACAGCCUGGCGUCCCUGGCUCUCCUGGUCCAGCCGGCCCUCCUGGCUACUGCGAUCCAUCAGCCUGUAAUCUCAGUGCAGGUGCCGCCCAUCAGUCUCUUAAAGACUCUAGCAUGAAGGGACCAGGCGGUAACUAA